Molecule: messenger RNA, 405 nt
Organism: Linum trigynum
Lineage: Eukaryota; Viridiplantae; Streptophyta; Magnoliopsida; Malpighiales; Linaceae
Source: the annotation of a GenBank genome assembly
AUGAUGGCCUUCACGGGCCAAUCUGCAGAGCCAUGCUACAGCCCACAACAAGAUCCAAACUGUGAAUUGAGACUUCUCAUAGAGCAUUUUGUUCGGGACACCGAGAUAUCCUUCCUCAGGAUGGACCUCCUAAUCCAAUCCAUCUAUGAAUCUGAGGAGGCUGUUCAGCGCUCAGUGAAGCAAACAAAGUGGGUUGAGCAAGUUUGUGCACAACUUGCUCAACAUCGCCUUUCUGCUUCCACACAAGAAGAGCAGGAUGAAGAAGGCUACAAGGACAUUGUGGAGUAUACAGAAGUUGUCACGGUCUCACGGAGAGCUCCCGUGAUGAACAUGAUAAGGAAUGUCCUGUUGUGGCCGACCACACCUUCCCACAUCCCACACCGAGCUUUGAAGAGGUGGGCAUGA